AGUCCGCUAAACUUCAGCGCGCGCGGACAGCCGUGAGCUGGCGGAGGGCUCGCGAGGGUUCGAGAACAGAUGCGAACCACAGCUGUCUGCACAGGCAGACUCGGAGUGGACAGUGCACUGAACGGCGCGCUCUCACGCGCCAGUUUGCUCUCGUUCACCGCUCGACUCGUUCGUUUGUUCUGAGGACGGUGGGCGAGCAGUGGACGCGCGUGCUCCCCGUGCUAUGUCCCGCUCUCGCGCUCGGCCAGCCGGAGGCAGGGCAGCAUGGAGCUGAAUGCGCGCGAGCCGCGGCCGCCCGAGCCCAAGACGGACGGGCUGGCGGUGAACUGCGACGGGCUCGCGAGCCGCAACGGCGAGCCCGCGGAGAUCACCGUGUCGCUCUCGCACCCGGGCAAGCGCGUGAGCCCCAUCGAGGGCAGCAACCUGUACCGCCUGCGCGACAGAAAGUUUCUGCUGGAGGACAAGCGGCGGCUGUGCGCGUGGGCGCUGGGCGCGGCAAUGUUGGGCAUCCUGCUGAUGAUCGCGCACGCGGAGCUCUGCCCAGCGGUGUACCAGCCGGGUUCCAUCUACGCCCUCUCCAUAAACGGCCUCAUCAGUGUCUCCACCGGCUGUCUGCUCAUCCUCAUCAUCGCCUUCCAUUAUAAAGACAUCCGGCUCUUCAUCAUAGACCACAACCAGGUGGACUGGCGCAUCGCCAUGACAACCAACCGGGUACUUGGCAUCUCUCUGGAACUGCUGGUCUGCGCCAUCCACCCAGUAGCCUCGUACCUGGGGCCCGAUGUUGGGGUGCCAUCGCCCGUCCUCACAUGGAACUCCUCCGUCCCACCCAUCUGCCUAUGCCAGAGCCAGAGGCAUACAUGGAUGGAAGUGGAGCUUCUACUAUCGGGCCUGAUGUUCCUGCGCUUGUACCUUGUGCAUAGAGCCAUCCUCCUUCACAGCAAAGUCCUUCUCAGCGCCUCCUACAGGAGCAUCGGCUCUCUCAACAACAUCAACUUCACGUUCCGCUUUGUGCUCAAGGUGCUCAUGAACAAGUACCCAGCGCGCACCCUGCUGGUCUUCAUCAUGUUCUUCUGGCUCUCUGCUGCUUGGAUGCUAAGGCUGUGCGAGAGGCAGGAAGAAGUGAACACAGGAGACAUGGGCACAGCACUUUGGCUCAUCGCCAUCACCUUCCUCACUGUGGGCUACGGAGAUGUGGCCCCCCAAACCAGCUGUGGCAAAGUGGUCUGCCUCUUUACAGGCGUCAUGGGUGUGGCAUGCACUGCUAUGUUGGUCGCAGUUGUGACGAAGAAGCUAGCGCUAAACAAAGGAGAGAAGCAUGUGCACUUCUUCAUGAUGGACAUCCAGAUUUCCAAAGAGAUCCGUAACGCUGCUGCUAACGUGCUGAGAGAAUGCUGGCUGCUCCACCGGACCACCCAGGCCAAGAAUAACAAUGGUGAGCACCGGCACCACCAAAGAUGCCUGCUGGAAGCCAUCCGUGUAUUUCGCCACCUGCGGCUGAAGCAGAGGAAGCUGAGAGACUACACCAGUGAGAUGGUGGACCUCUCCAAGAUGCAGAUGAUCAUGUGUGACCUGAGUGCAAACUGGAACAAUUCUUAUCGCGAGCUGGAGCAGCGGAUCAUCUCCAUGGAGCAGAAGCUAGAUGAGCUGGGCCAGUCUUUUCAGAGCACCUCUCAGCUGCUGAGCCAGGCCCUGCAUCGCCGCCGUCUUGACCACAGGUGACCUGGGGCAAAUUUCUCCUCUGAGACGCCACAGCGGAGGCCGCUGUCCUCUCUGUGUCCUUCGCUGAUUAAAACUGCACAAGCCACUUACAGCGCGGUGUAAAUGGAGGACUUCCAUGAUACGUGCACAUAAUUUUUUCCACGGACCUCAAGCUGCAUUGACUUUCUGUGAAAAAGAAAGAAUAUCCCUAUAUCACACCGGGGUAUGGGACAAUGGGAUAAGGACGACUCAAAUGUAUUUAUGACAAUAUUUAUGUUUAUCUCUUCUCUGCGACACUGAAAAAAAGAAAAUAGAGAGCGGCUUCGGUGUUGGUUUGCUUUAAAGGUAUGAAAUCCUCUUAGGAGGAUCGUGAAACUGUUAGGAUGCAAUUUCCACUAUUGCUUUGAAUGCUGAUUUCCCUAAUGUUAUUUUGAACGCUGUCUAGCCGGUCCAUGACUUAAAACGAAACUGUCCAUUUUAGCGGCGAUGCAAUCGACCCAGGCUGAUGUAUGUUAAUAAUGGUGUACUGCUCCCUCUGAUAAAUAACUAUUGCCCUGA
Messenger RNA from Pygocentrus nattereri (red-bellied piranha), 2256 nucleotides. It is a transcript of the gene kcnn4, whose product is annotated as potassium intermediate/small conductance calcium-activated channel, subfamily N, member 4. NCBI's taxonomy places the organism in Eukaryota, Metazoa, Chordata, Actinopteri, Characiformes, Serrasalmidae. Gene Ontology annotation, molecular function: intermediate conductance calcium-activated potassium channel activity; calmodulin binding; small conductance calcium-activated potassium channel activity. The transcript has 9 exons. The coding region runs from base 265 to 1719 and encodes 484 amino acids. The record is from RefSeq and is a predicted model, not a curated record. Gene Ontology annotation, biological process: potassium ion transmembrane transport. Gene Ontology annotation, cellular component: plasma membrane; neuronal cell body; neuron projection.